Diprion similis is the source of this 4328-nucleotide messenger RNA. RefSeq lists its product as uncharacterized. The record is from RefSeq and is a predicted model, not a curated record. The coding region runs from base 1 to 4248 and encodes 1415 amino acids. Gene Ontology annotation, biological process: response to oxidative stress. The transcript has 8 exons. Lineage: Eukaryota; Metazoa; Arthropoda; Insecta; Hymenoptera; Diprionidae. Gene Ontology annotation, molecular function: heme binding; peroxidase activity.
AUGCGUGACACGUUAGAUUCCCAAGUCAAUGAUAGGGCUACAGUCGGCCUCAUUUUUGCCCUGUUUUACAUCGCGGCUGCUAUUUCACCAGCUGUUUUUCAGUACAAUGUUUCCGAAUACGUCGCCAAUCUUGACAACGAUCUCCAGGCGAGGGCUGUGGCGGCGCUGGAAGCUGAAAAACAGGCCUACCAAUCCCGUACUUGGCUGGAGGACAGAAUCGGACCCGAUGGAUCGCCGUGUCGAGUUCGACCGGAAAGGCCUUGCCCACCAAGCAUGUAUCGGGCGCCAUCCGGAGCUUGCAAUAACGUUCGACAUCCGGCUUGGGGUGCGAGAGGAUCGCCUAUGCUCAGGCUAAUCGGACCUGCCUAUGCCGAUGGAAUCAGCAAGCCGAGACAGUCGGUAGGAACUCACGCAUUGCCGAUGCCGUUCGAGGUUGUAUCUUCCCUUCGGCGCGACUCUGCACACCAUGAGGGACUGGCCAGCUUGACCGGUGUGUGGGCGGAAUUAUUGAUGCGAGACAUAGCCGAGACGAUUAAUCGAGGCGGGAUUGAUUGUUGCGGUGUAAACGGCGCAAAGCACGCCGAGUGCUACUCGACCUGGAGCGAAACCGGGACGAAUGAAGUGUGCAGAAACUACACCCGUUCGCUGCCGACCCUUACCGCGACCAGCUGCAAAUUCGAGACCAGGGAGCAGAUGAACGCCGUGUCCGGGUACCUUGACGGUUCCGAUCUCUAUGGGAACACCGACCAGGACCUUCACGCCAUCAGGACCUACUCCCAAGGAAGGGUCAGCCUGGCCGCCUGCAAAAAAUGCGGAGACGGCACGGCGCUCGGUGCCCUUUACCGCGCCCUCUUCCUCGAGCACAAUCGCCUGGCCGACGGCCUCGCCGAGGUUAACGAUCACUGGGAGGACGCGAAGAUCUUCCUGGAGGCACGGCGCAUAGUCGUUUCCGAACUUCAACACGUCACGAUCAACGAAUUCGUACCAAGCAUUCUCGGUGAGGCUGCGUUCGUCAACGCCGAUUUGAAGCCGGUGAGGAAUGGGUUUUACUCCGGGUACUCGUCGACCAAUCGCGGUGGCGUCUUUGACUCCGUCGCGUUUGGCGCUCUGCGCGCGCUUCUCUCGCUCAACAACGGAUCCGUCAGUAUCGAAGAGCUUCUUGCCAAGCCCGCUCGGCAGGUGAGCCUUAGGAUUCCCGGCGGAGAUAACGCAGGUUGGGACGAGGCCGAGAGGGCCAUCCAUGUGGCCAGAGAUCACGGGGUGCCUGGUUACGUGCAUUUUGUUUCUUACUGUUCGGGCAAUGAUCGCAUGAUCAAUUUCACCGACUUCGAGAAUACGAUGAGCGAGGGCGACGUCGAUGCGCUUCGUCGCCUCUAUGCGACCGCUGAAGAUGUCGAUCUGCUCGUCGGUGGGACCUUCGAGAAACCUACCGAAGCCGCCGCCGUUGGACCGACCUUCGGAUGUUUGCUCAGAGAGCAAUUUAUCAAGCUUAGAAACUCGGACAGGUUUUGGUACGAGAAUGAUCUACCGCCGUCCAGUCUUACCGCCGAACAGCUGGCCGAGGUCAGACGAGUAUCGCUGGCUGGUAUCAUCUGCAAGAACACCGGAAUAGCAAAAAUCCAACCAAUGGCUUUUAUUCAGCAGGAUCCGUACCUGAAUGUCAAGAUAAACUGCGACCAACACGGUAUAGUCGACCUCGCCGCGUGGCGGGAACAUCCCGCCCCGGAUACGAUAUCCGAUAAUUCAAUGGCCUCCGUUGUCGCCAAGGAGGUAUCCUCCGAGUUGACCCCCGAGGUGAUAGCCAACGCGGUGAGGAAGGCUGAGCAGGACCUCGUGGUGCGAAAACAGCUUGAGUACAACGCGUGGCUCGAGCAGAAGACGGCUGAUCCGAAAUCACCGAUCGGUACCGCGGCCAGUUUUUCGAAAGCCAGUAGAGACGCCCUCCUUCUAGCAAAUUCCUCUAUACUCUUCGAGCUCGCGACAAACGAGAUUAUAAACGGGGCACAUGGACUGCGUCGAAGAAAACGACAAAUUUUCGACUCAUCAGACAACGUUCUCGGCUUUCCCAACAACGAGUUCAGCGACAUAUUGCAGACCGUCGACAUCUCCAGCUUCCUUCAAGGCCAGACUUCCAUUGACGAACUCGAGUGUCCGCCCGACACCUCGCCCUGCGAUCCGACCUCCCCGUUCAGAACCCUUAGCGGGCACUGCAACAAUCUUCGCAAUCCAAAAUUGGGAGUUGCCCUCACCACCUUCGCGAGACUUCUGCCUCCCGUUUACGAAGACGGCGUAUCGAAGCCGCGGAUGAACUCCAUAACUGGUAUACCUCUGCCCAACCCCAGGGUCAUCUCGACCGUUAUUCACCCCGAUAUAUCCAAUCUUCACAACCGAUACACUCUGAUGGUAAUGCAGUUUGCACAGUUCGUUGAUCACGAUAUGACCAUGACUCCGAUCCACAAGGGCUUCCACGAGUCCAUACCGAGCUGCAGAUCUUGCGACUCGGCCCGCACCGUGCAUCCGGAGUGUAAUCCGUUCCCCAUACCACCCGGCGAUCAUUUCUAUCCAACCGUGAACGUCUCCUCUGGGGCGAGACUCUGCAUACCCUCGAUGAGGUCGCUACCCGGUCAGCAACAGCUUGGACCCCGUGAACAGAUCAACCAGAACACAGCCUUCCUCGACGGCUCGGUUAUAUACGGUGAAAACGAUUGCGUCUGCCAGAUUCUUCGCACGUUCAACGGCCGAAUGAACAUCACACGUCAUCCUAACCGCGGCAAGGAUCUUUUGCCGCAAACGCCGACUCAUCCGGAAUGCAAAACGAGAUCUGGCUACUGUUUCAUCGGCGGUGAUGGCCGCGUUUCCGAGCAGCCCGCACUCGCCGUUAUGCACACUCUCUGGGUACGCGAGCACAACCGAAUCAUGGAGGGUCUCAGACAGGUGAACCCCCAUUGGGACGGUGAAAAGCUCUUCCAGCACUCGCGAAGGAUCAUUGCCGCCAUGCUCCAGCACUUGGUUUACAACGAGUUUCUGCCGAGGAUACUUGGCUGGAACGCGGUUAGUCUCUAUGGUCUGAAACUAUUGCCACAAGGAUACUACAAGGAUUACUCGCCCACGUGCAAUCCGAGUGUACUGAACGAAUUCGCAGCCGCGGCUUUCAGGAUCGGACACUCACUCCUCAGGCCUCACUUGCCCAGGAUGGAUUCCAACUUCCAGAAUAUCGAUCCGCCCAUUUUGCUUCGCGACGGUUUCUUCAAUCCGGACAUGCUCUACGACCAGGGAAUGAUUGACGAGAUGAUAAGAGGCCUUGUUUCCACGCCUAUGGAGACUCUGGAUCAAUUUAUAACCGGCGAGGUGACCAAUCAUCUUUUCGAAAACAGGAGGAUCCCUCACUCGGGUGUUGAUUUGAUCGCUCUCAACAUACAGAGAGCUAGAGACCACGGAAUUCCGUCGUACAACAACUACAGAGCACUUUGCAAUCUGAAACGUGCGACGACCUUUGACGACCUUUCCAGAGAAAUGGCACCGGAAGUUAUCGCUCGGCUUAAACGGAUCUACGCGUCGGUCGAUGACAUCGAUCUAUUCCCCGGCGGUAUGAGCGAGCGACCGCUUCAGGGUGGUUUAGUCGGGCCCACCUUCGCCUGCAUCAUAGCCAUACAGUUCAGACAGUCCCGUAAGUGCGACAGGUUCUGGUACGAGACCGACGACCCCAACAUUCGGUUCACGGAGCACCAAUUGGCCGAGAUAAGAAAGACGACGCUGUCCAAGGUGAUAUGCGAGAACAUGGAUCAACACCAGGACAUGCAACGCGCCGCGUUCGAUCUUCCGAGCAACUUCCUUAACCCCAGAGUACCCUGCUCGUCUAUGCCUCACAUGGACUUUUCCGCGUGGCGAGAAACCAGCCACGGAUGCCAAAUCGGCAGUCGUAAUGUCGCCGUUGGCGAAUCUGGAUUCCCAACGCCUUGCACCAGCUGCGUAUGCACUGCCGAAGGAACCCAGUGUGCAUCGCUGCGUGUUACGGACUGCAAUCAGCUCCUCAGAGAAGCCUCUCGCGAAGCUAUUCUUCGAGACGAUGUCUGCACGGCUCAAUGCGGUUUCGUUUUGGCUGCAUCGGAAGCAUCGGCGAGGUUGCAAUUCUCGGCGUCAAACGCGUUCCGGGGUUUCCCCUCGCCGGGGAACAACUUGAGGAACGCUCCAACACCGGCAACGUUCAACGGUUUCAAACUGCCGGAUCUCUCGCAGUUCAUUGGCUAAAUCUAGGCCGCGACCAAAUCGCGCAAUUGUUCAAUUAAUUUUUAAUAUCAAGCAUGGUGAAGGUGAGGAGCGAAGCUCGC